Juglans microcarpa x Juglans regia is the source of this 2484-nucleotide messenger RNA. Its product is annotated as protein FAR1-RELATED SEQUENCE 5-like. Gene Ontology annotation, molecular function: zinc ion binding. NCBI's taxonomy places the organism in Eukaryota, Viridiplantae, Streptophyta, Magnoliopsida, Fagales, Juglandaceae. The record is from RefSeq and is a predicted model, not a curated record. The transcript has 2 exons. Gene Ontology annotation, biological process: regulation of DNA-templated transcription. The coding region runs from base 299 to 2227 and encodes 642 amino acids.
CAAACAAGCCCUAAAACAAAAUGAAAAAUACGAAAAUGGUAUGAUCUGAUGGCAGUGCCCGAUACACGGACACCCCCAAUCUGUACGUAACCCUAACCCUAAACCCUCUCCCUCUUCCCUCCCUCCGUCACUAUCAGUGAGUCCGGCGCCAGCCAUCCUUAUUCUGCGCGGCAGAACUUCAUUUCCCGCGAAGAUCUUCGUUCCCAGCCGGCUCCCCUGCCUCCUCCCUCGCUCCCCUCACGAAUCCGAGCGGUUCUUCUUACACAGUUCAAAGGCUAGACUUGCAAUAGAUUCCGAGAUGGACCUCUCGAAUAAUCAGUAUGAUGAGGUAGGGGUUGAUAAUGAGCAAGAUAACAAUGAAACUAUUGAAGAACCUAAGGUUGGAAUGACAUUUUCAUCUGCAGAAGAAGUUUGGUCUUACUAUAUGAAGUAUGGUAAGCAGAAGGGGUUUGGGGUAUGUAAAAGGAAUUCUAAACAGGGAGAUGAUGGGAAUGUCAGAUGGUUUACCUUAGUAUGUGCGCGACAAGGCACAUCAAAGAGUAAGGCUGCCAAUGUUCUCAAGCCAAGGCAAACAGAGAAGAUAGGGUGUAUGGCUAGGAUUAAUGCGACACUGAAUGAUGAAGGUGGAUAUACCCUAUCUAAAGUAAACUUAGAUCACACACAUGUUUGUAGUCCGGAAAAGGCAAGACAUUUCAGAUGCUUUAAGAAGGUUGAUGCUCGAGUGUCUAAGAGAUUUAAAACAAAUGAUGAGGCAGGAAUACGAAUGAAAAAAACCUUCAAGUCUCUAGUUGUUGAAGCCGGGGGGUACAAGAAUGUGCCAUUUGUGGAGGAGUGUCGAAACUAUAUUGACAAAGAACGACAACUUCGCCUCGGGAUUGGAGGUGUUGAAGCUCUAUGUAACUACUUUCAACAAAUGCAAAAAAAAAAUUCAGAUUUUUACUAUGAAAUGGACGUGGAUGAUGAUCUGAGGUUAAAGAAUGUGUUUUGGGCAGAUGCCCGAAGUAGAGCAGCGUAUCAAUCAUUUAGGGAUGUGAUUACAUUUGACACAACAUACCUGACUAAUGCCUACAAUAUGCCUUUUGCACCGUUUGUGGGUGUGAACCAUCAUGGCCAGCCAAUGUUAUUUGGGUGUGGAUUGAUAUCCAAUGAGGACACACGCACUUUUGAGUGGUUGUUUGAGUCAUGGUUGAACUGUAUGAAUGACCAACCACCAAAUGCAAUCAUUACAGACCAAGACAAGGCAAUACAACUUGCAAUUUCGAGAGUGUUUCCAACGUCUAGGCAUCGCUUUUGCUUGUGGCACAUAAUGAAAAAGUUUCCUAAGAAAUUUGGAUCACAUUCUCGAUAUGAAGAGAUCAAGAGUACUCUACAGAAGUGCGUGUAUGACUCUUUUAGUGAGCAGGAGUUUGAAGAAUGUUGGUGCGAUUUGCUCAAUACCUAUGAUCUUCAUGAGAAUGCAUGGUUGGGAUCACUAUAUAGUGAUAGGCGUUUUUGGGUGCCGACCUACGUUAGAGACACAUUUUGGGCUGGAAUGUCAAUUGCACAACGGAGUGAAGGCAUUAAUGCAUUUUUCGAUAAUUACGUUAACUCCAAGACCACUCUGAAACAAUUUAUUGAUCAGUAUGAUUCAGCCCUUAGGAGAAAGGUAGAGAAUGAGGCUAUUGCUGACUUCAAUUCAUUUAACGCUGAGAUUCCAUGCAUCAGUCACUAUCCUCUUGAGAAGCAAUUUCAAAAAGCAUACACAAUUGCCAAAUUUAAAGAAGUGCAAGACGAAUUGCGAGGAUUCUUAUAUUUGACUACAUCGCUUUUGGAAUGCGAGGGUGGAAAAUAUACGUACAUAGUUGCCGAUGAGGUUCAAGUGAGUGAUGAAUUAAUAAAACGUGCAAACUACAUUGUCAAACUAGAUGAAGAUCUCCUAGAGGUUAAUUGCAGUUGCAAGUUGUUUGAGUUUCGGGGCAUAUUAUGUAGACACGCUCUUCGUAUCCUGACUCAAUUAGGCAAGAGUACAGUACCAUCAAAAUACAUUUUGGAUCGGUGGAGGAAGGAUAUAAAACGAAAAUACAACUUUGUCAAAAGUAGUUAUGAGGCAACUAGCAAUCCCGAGGGACAAAGAUACGAUAGAAUUCAAAAUUGCUUCUAUGAAUUGUGUUCGAAUGCUGCAAAGACCGAGAGUAGUUGUGUGAAAUUAAUUAGUCAGCUAGAGCAGUUGAAGCUAGAGUUCCAUUGAUGGAGAUGACUAUGUUUUGGCAGAGAUUGCUAUGUUUUGGUGGAGAUUGAUGUGGACAUCAUGCUUGGAGCAGCUAGUUCCAUUAAUGCAAUAUUUUGGUGAUGUUUGUGUUUUAGUAGUUGAAAUUGAUGAUAGGCGUUGUUGGAAAGACAAUGAAUGCUUUUGUAAAUAAUUUUUGUUAAAGGUGUUUGUACAUGAUAACACUAGCAUGAGUCAUUUUUAUGACGCUUUUUCUGGAGAAUGGAUGACGUUUUUUU